Habropoda laboriosa is the source of this 183-nucleotide messenger RNA. RefSeq names its product barrier-to-autointegration factor B (gene baf). The record is from RefSeq and is a predicted model, not a curated record. The transcript is spliced from 2 exons. Bases 1 to 183 code for a protein of 60 amino acids. Lineage: Eukaryota; Metazoa; Arthropoda; Insecta; Hymenoptera; Apidae. Gene Ontology annotation, molecular function: DNA binding.
AUGUUGAACUUCCAAGCAAUGGGAUGCCAUAAUUUGGCAUAUGUAGUACUUGGGCAAUUCUUGGUCUUAAAAAAAAACAAAGAAUUAUUCCAAGAAUGGAUGAAAGAUGCAUGUUCUGCUAAUGCAAAGCAGUCUAAUGAUUGUUAUGGGUGCCUCUCUGAUUGGUGUGAAGAAUUUUUGUAA